AAAAGUAGUCAAAAAUAUAAAUAGUAAAGUAGAAAUACCCCCAAGAAACUACUUAAGUAACGUUAGUACUUUAAAGGAUUUACUUUACACCAGUGAUAGAUUAUGACUGACUGGCUGGCAUGGCUCACUUCAGAGUACAGGCUCAAUUUCGAGCAAGCAUUAUGUUAGUCAAAACCUGGGUCCUUUAUCAUCACAUUUUGAAACCGUCGUGGUGAGGACAGGAGGAGAUCAAGGAGGUAGCCUAGCUGAAGCAUGGAGGCGGUUCUGAGAGGGCUGAGAGGGCUGAGUGCAGAUGAGCUGCGAGAGGAGUUCACCAGGGCCGACCUCAAGUGCGGCCCAAUCACGGCCACCACUCGCGCCAUCUUCGAGAGGAAGUUGGCCCGCGUCUUGACAGAAGCCGAGGGCAGCAGCAGCGCCACAGACACGGACAGUAGCAGUAAUGCCACCACCACAGGCCCAGGCAGCAGUGCAAAUGCAGCCAGUGCAACAGGGCAGGCCAAACCGGUGCCAUCAUGUGCCACAACAUCGACACCGACUGGCACUGACUCUCUUAAGGUUGUCAGUGAUGAGGUGGAUUUUGGUUACGGAAUGGGGCUCAAUCCCCCAGAGGAAGAGGAACUUGGCCUCACAGUAAAGUCAAGGACCCCUUGUAAUAUCGGUGUGGAAGACCCUGGCUCUCAGUCUAAAGCAGAGACUCCUUCAAAGACAGCACAAAUGUCACCAACGUUCUUCUAUGGAGUGUGUCCGUUGUGGGAUGAUGUCUUGGCUACAAAUGAGAGGUCCCAUGUGUAUGGAGAUAAGAAGGAGGCUCUUCAGGCUGUGAAGAUGAUGAAAGGAGCUCGCUUUAAAGCCUUCUCCAAUCGAGAGGAUGCUGAGAAAUUUGCCAAAGGGAUCAGUGACUACUACCCCUCUCCCAGUAAAUUUGCCCCCUGUGUCUCCCCUGUCGUACCAGGCCUGGUCUUCUGUAAGGACAACGUCCCUGUCGUGGAGGUAGACACCAUCAACAGGGAGAGGGCCAACAGCUUCAAAAGCCCCCGCUGCCAGGACCUGACAGCCAAACUGAGGAAAGCUGUGGAGAAGGGGGAUGUGGUGGCCUUCAGUGAGCUGGUCUGGAGCAACCCACGCUAUCUCAUCGGCUCUGGAGACAACCCCACCGUAGUGCAGGAGGGAUGCAGGUACAACGUGAUGCACGUGGCAGCCAAGGAGAACGAGCCAGGGAUCGCCCAGCUCCUGCUGGAGACCCUGGAGAACCCGGACUUCAUGAGGCUCAUGUACCCUGAUGACCUGGAGGCCAUGAUGCAGAAACGCAUCCGCUACAUUGUGGACCUUUACCUCAACACUCCAGACAAAGCUGGCUUUGAGACACCACUCCACUUUGCCUGUAAGUUCGGGUGUCCAGAAGUGGUGAAUGUCCUGUGUUCACAUCCUGAUACAGAUAAAAACUGCAAAAACAAGUACGACCAGAAGCCAUCUGAUGUUAUUUGUGAAAGAAAAAACAAAACCCAAGAGGUGAAACAGAAGAUAUGUGACUAUUUGGAAGAUCGCUGUUAUAUACGCCUACUGAGGGCCAUAGACAACUCAUCCCAGCCUGUCAUUGAUGCUCCCUGGUCACCUGAGCCAUCAGAAACUCUUCCUCGUUCGCUGGCUCCCAGGCUCACACGAAGUCCCAUGGAUCCGGUGAUGGCAGUCAGGGCAUUCGCUGGCCCACUCAGCCCAUCGAAGGCAGAUGAGUUCCGUCGGGUGUGGAAGACGCCCCCCCGAGACAGGGCAGGGUACUUCCAGCACAUCCUGAAGUCUGACCCUGACCGUGGAGCAGAGAGAGUGGGCAGAGACCUUGCCAGGGAGUUGGGCCACCCCUGGGCUGAGUACUGGGACUUCCUGGAUAGUUUCACAGACCUGUCGUCUGCAGACGGCCUCCAUAAGCUGGAGGAGUACCUCACCAAGAAGGACUUCAGUCAGCGUGCACACGAAGAGGCAGGGGAGAACGUCACCAGCAACCGCUUCAGAACCCCUUCCCCAGGGAAGCCCAAGAAGUUCUGCAACUCCAUCUCAGUGGGGGCCUUCCUGGACGAGGGUGAUGACAUCAGCCUGGAGGAGAUAAAGAACCGUCAGAAUGCGGCGCUCACCAGCUUCACCUCAGCGUGUUCUAAGGACAGUCUGGCGGGCGCUGUGGGUGGGCUGGCUCUCCAUGAGUUCCACAUCCUGCCCGUGUCCCACCACGGCGCCGAUGACCUCAUCGAGACAGCUGCCGAGCGAGACCUUCUGUGCUCCUCCGUGUCAGAGAGCCUCCUCUCGCCCGUCUGCAACAACGGCCUUUGUCCCUCCACGGGGGCAGACAGGACUCACAACGGGGACAAGGGGUCCCCCCACACCUCCUUGUCCCCCUCCCACCUGCUGUCGCCCAUCUCCAACCUGAUGGUAGAGUUUGAGAGGAUGUCCCUGCAGGACGGGCUGGACAGCCUUACCAGGGAGCGGAGGAGUAGCGGGGGACACAGGGAGGGACUCUCCCGGGGCGAACUGGCAGCUGGGGUGGGCCGCCUCACGCUGGGGGGUAACAACAACGAGGACUAUUUGUUUGAGAGGGGCUGUAGCUUGGAGCCUGGGGACAGGGAGAGGCGUGUGGGGGAGGGAGAGGUGGAAGACUGGGCCAGUGGUGGAAGCGGCAGCUCGGAGGAGUACUUUACGGCUGAGGAGAGCUUGGAGGCUCUGGGCCAGAGGACUAGCGGGCCAGGGACGGUGUCGGGGCGCACGCUCUGCUCCAGAUCUAAGUCGUGGGAUCACGGGGGGAGGGAUCUGAGCAGCUCCGGAUCAUCCAGCUCCUAUACAUCCCUGGACAACUCUCAUGAGUUCCUAGCACGGACCCCACCUCGCUUCAGAAGGGGACUUUUCAUUGAAGGGGAUUCGCCAACUAAGUUGGACAGAGAAGUCCUGUCCGCAAUAGAAGUCAUAGACAUUGACCCCUCAAAGUUCCCCAGCAUUCAGAAAUGGAAAAGUACAAUGCAAACAUACACCUCUUCAGACAUGCAAAGCUGGCCCAGCCCUGUGGCGGUAAAAAGCAGCGCCAGGGUACAUCGGGCCUCUCCCCUCACACAUGGCUCUCCUGUCAGCAGCCUUUUGUCCCCUGCCGGUGGCCGCUUCAGUCCAGCCCGGCACACAGGCUCUCCAGACUUCACCAGCCGCUACAGCCCUGCACACGCCAGCUACACCCAGCGCAUCCGCCUCAGGCACAUCAACGACACCCCCCCCCUCCCUCCAGGCCAGAAACGAUAGGCUACAACUCUGCCACCACGGUGGUUAAAUAUGCCAGAGCUGAAAAUCACGUACCUAACAAAAUAUGCACAAGUGUCUUGAAGAUUUGUAUUAGUGAUGUAUGGUAAUACUAUAUAUAGCAUACAUGAGAUUCUCAGUAUGUUGGGUUGUGACAUACUCACUUUUUUUUUUUUUUUAAGAAACAGGUUUCCUUCAGUCUGUACUACAUACUGUAUGAGUGUUGAAUAGACAUGAAUUUUAUUCAUAGUGUGAAACACCUGUAUCAUAGCUCAGUCUACUUUGAAUACAGCUGCACUCCCCAAAAGAUUGAGUAGAUGUUUGUUAAACCUCAGAAUAUAAUCCUCGAUAGGAUUCACUAACUGAAAAGAUGUUUUUAAAAAGUAAAAAACAAAAACAAUUGUAGAGUUAUUUUUGGUAUGUCAGUAAGUAGCACAAAACCAACUUUUUAUUGUGUGUAUUAAACCAACUGCCAGUGAUUUUUGUUUCUUCUCAGUUCGGGAAUUGCCUUAAUUGUCAGAAACGGUGGACCAGUCAGUCCCCAAUCAGAUUUAGGCACAUCCUGUCCAGUUUGAUCAAAAUUGAUGCAUCCUGACACACAACAGCAUAGCAACUGCCAUCCUACUGCAGGUGGCACAACAAAUGGCUGCAAUGCAAACAUGGGGAAAAUGAUCAUAAGUUUUUCCAUGCUUUUAUUUUGUUAUUUAAUAAAUUGAAAUGUUUUCAUUUUCCAGGUAACAAUGUUUCUUUGUGCAUCCUGGUCAUUUCUGUGUUGUCUUGACAUUUUACUUCUCUAACGACUGUCAGUCUUACACAAAACCUGAAAGCUUAACUUCUUGAAAGCUUGGCUUAUCUAAAUGUGUCUGAAGAAUACCAAGUUGUACAUAACAGAUUACUGUAGAGUGCAACAAAGACAUGUUUACUAAUGUAUAAUCAAUGGCUGACUGAAUAUGUAUGUGCAAGAACCUGCAAUAGCCAAACUCUAGGAAGAUUGCUAUCGCCGUUAAAAUAGUUGAUGUACAAACUCCUGUAAAAUGUAUGGUUUUCCAGCAAAGCUAAUCUAGAAGUCAACAGCUGUCAAUUCAAUAGAUAUCACCCCUACUAUAUUGUCAGUCUGGGUCAGUAUGAGAGACGUGAGUAAUAUUGAAUGUGAAUUUAAAUCUUGAUCAAAGGUACAAACUUUCAUGGAGAGGAUUGUAAUUGUCUGUCGUACUUGUGCUUACAGGUGACAGAUUAGAUUCUGUUUUAUGAACGUGGUGUUCUGUAAAUUGCACCUAAAUACUUAAACAUGCUUGUUGUGCUUUGGCAUUCUGUGCUUAAUUUUAAAGGCAUAAAGUUUACCUUUAUCGCAAAUUUUCCCCUCUUCUGUAUGUCCAGAUCUUCUCAUUUGUGUUCGACUAAUAAAUACAAGUUUCCUCA
Messenger RNA from Oncorhynchus keta (chum salmon), 4686 nucleotides. Its product is annotated as ankyrin repeat and LEM domain-containing protein 2-like. The record is from RefSeq and is a predicted model, not a curated record. NCBI's taxonomy places the organism in Eukaryota, Metazoa, Chordata, Actinopteri, Salmoniformes, Salmonidae. The transcript is spliced from 13 exons. Gene Ontology annotation, cellular component: endoplasmic reticulum. Gene Ontology annotation, biological process: negative regulation of phosphorylation. Gene Ontology annotation, molecular function: protein phosphatase 2A binding. Bases 253 to 3270 code for a protein of 1005 amino acids.